GAUCUUCCAAACUUGAAUUCUGGUUCAGAAAUUCAGCUUUUUGAUCAAUAUUGAAUAUGGAAGAUAACCUACCUCCUGGUUUUAGGUUUCAUCCAACUGAUGAAGAGCUCAUAACUUAUUACCUGACUCGUAAAGUUUCUGAUGUUCACUUUUCUUCAAGAGCCAUCACUGAUGUUGAUCUCAAUAAAUGUGAACCUUGGGACCUUCCAGGAAAGGCUACAAUGGGGGAGAAAGAGUGGUAUUUCUUUAGCUUGAGAGACAGAAAAUACCCAACUGGUCUUCGAACCAAUCGAGCUACAGAUGCAGGACAUUGGAAAACUACAGGGAAGGAUAAAGAGAUAUUCCAUUCUGGAGUCCUAGUAGGGUUGAAGAAAACCCUGGUUUUUUACAAAGGUAGAGCUCCUAAGGGUGAGAAAAGCAACUGGGUAAUGCAUGAAUAUCGGCUUGAAACCCAAUUUGCAUACAAGGCUACUAAGGAGGAAUGGGUAGUUUGUAGGGUCUUUCAGAAGAGCUCCACGGGGAAAAAACCACUUUCGGAUCCGACCUCAUCGAACCCAUCUCUUGAAUCUCCUUGUGAGGCAACUACAAUGGUGAAUGAUCAGCUAGGAGAGGUUGAAUUACAACAUUUGAAUAAUCUAGUGAAUUCUUCAAGCUGUUUGGGUGCUAUGUCUACCAAUAUUAAUGCCAUAAAUAACAACAACAAUAGCAACAAUGAUAACUAUUUGGGUACAAACUUGAAUAAUUGGAUUUCUGCAAGAGAAACAACAAACCAUCCAUUACUAUCUUGGCCUUCAAGUUUGCUUGGUUCAAAUGUUUCAAUGGAUUCAAUGAUUUUGAGAGCACUUCAGAUAGCUGGUUAUCAAUCAAGAGAAGCUACUACUGUUGGUGGAUUAAGCUCUAUUAUGGCACAAGGGAAUGAUGCUCGUUUAAUGUCUGAUUCAAAUUCGAAACUCACAGCUACUGCUUCCUCCAUGAUUAUGGAUUCUGUGCAGCAACAACCAUUCAAUCUGGAUUCUCUUUGGUGAAGCUGUUGCAAUUGACUAACAUUUACAACUGUAA
Molecule: messenger RNA, 1059 nt
Organism: Telopea speciosissima
Lineage: Eukaryota; Viridiplantae; Streptophyta; Magnoliopsida; Proteales; Proteaceae
Product: NAC domain-containing protein 100
Exons: 3
Coding region: 57-1025 (322 amino acids)
Biological process (GO): regulation of DNA-templated transcription
Molecular function (GO): DNA binding
Source: RefSeq, a predicted model, not a curated record